GUGACGUCUGCAACCCUUUCACUGUUACCUGAUCGCAAUCUAUUUUUCCCAACAGCAAAACUGCAUCCGCUUACCCUCGUCAGUCCUUUCUCAAAUCUCUUUCAGCACUCUUCCACAAAGUAUGAACUGGUUCAAGCAGCAAUUAGCCAACGUGGUUGGCACGGAGGAGCCCGAGUAUGGAUCUACCGCCAUACGGCCAGUAACCAAACAGGCCGAGACGAAGCCCUACUCGGUUCUCAAGAGAAACGACCUACAAUGGAAGGGGUUGGAGCGCACAAACGUCGAAACAGAGACCUUUUACAUGUUCUCAGAGGAUGGUACAACUUCCAUGGCGCAAGUCAUCUACAGUAAUGUCGGCGGCAUUCACACCACUUGUCAAUUCAACAGCAAGAUCUUCGAUUAUGAAGGACCAGGAAAACAUCAGUUCUGCUCAGACCCUUUGAACAACUAUGGUUUUGAUGAAGAGAAGACGGGUUUCUACGCCGAUGAUGUGGCCAUGGAACUAAAUGAGGCGGGUGAUGCGUAUACAAUCAAAUCGGCCCGCAAUGAACAUUGCAUAGUCAACUUGACUGUGACGAGAAUCGCUCCCGGAUUCCAGGUUGGCGAGGAUGGCACAAGCUAUUACGGAACAAACCCCGCCGAACCCUGGGGCGAGCUGCGACAUGCUUUCUGGCCUCGGUGUACAGUCAGCGGCACCAUGCAGACACCAAAGAAAACGUACCAAGUAAAGGGCAGAGCAAUGUACUCAUAUGCUCUCAUGGACAUGAAACCUCACCAUCUCGCCUGCCGAUGGAAUUUCCUCAACCUCCAGACUCCCACCUAUUCGGCCAUCCUGAUGGAGUUCACAACACCUCAAUCAUAUGGAAAGACCGUCGUUUCCGUCGGUGGCAUUGCAAAGGACAACGAAAUUGUCACCGCCGGUGUAUGCCGGGCGAAGCACGUCACCUCGCUUCAGGAAACCGAGACUGACUGGCCGGAACCUAGAGAGGUGUCUUUUGAAUGGUUAGACCAAAAUGGAUCCGUGGUUGGCGAAGUCAAAGGCGAACUUCCCAAGCGGGCUGAUCGAGUUGAGGUGCUCGCCCACUUACCUGCCUUUGUGAAGUCCUUCAUCAAGGGCGCAACAGGAUUGAAGCCACAUAUCUUUCAGUAUUGCUCCAAAGAUGAAGCCACUCUGAAACUCAAGGAUGGCGAAAAGGAAGUGUCUGAACCUGGUCAACUCUUCUGCGAAGCCACCUUCAUAUCCUGAUGAGAUCAACGUACGUGUACAAAAUGCCCUUUCUAGAUACCUGAAUUGGAUGGCUGGAAGACCUACGAUUGGAUAUUUUAGCAGCCUUAAUGUCUAAUGCCUUUACGCCUUCUGA
Molecule: messenger RNA, 1361 nt
Organism: Exophiala viscosa
Lineage: Eukaryota; Fungi; Ascomycota; Eurotiomycetes; Chaetothyriales; Herpotrichiellaceae
Product: survival factor 1
Exons: 3
Coding region: 122-1246 (374 amino acids)
Biological process (GO): response to oxidative stress
Cellular component (GO): cytoplasm
Source: RefSeq, a predicted model, not a curated record